CUCUUUGCCACUUCUCUGCCAUUCAGCCGGUAGCAGGGAAGGGACUAGGAAGGUGCACGUGGGCUCUGCUGUGAGAUUCUGUUCUGCCUGGAGCUGCAAUGGGUGAACUAGAUGGGCACAAUCUUUCAGUUGUUCUCCUGCAGGAAUAUGACUUUGAGCGACGCUUUGAUGAUCAGGGUGCCAUCCAAUGGAUGCAAGAAAACUGGAGCAAGUCUUUCUUCUUCUCAUUGCUGUAUGCUGCAUUAAUAUUUGGAGGUCAGCGUAUGAUGAAAGAAAGAAGGAGGUUUGAAUUGCGUAGACCUUUAGUUCUCUGGUCCUUUACACUAGCUGUAUUCAGUAUCAUUGGUGCAGUUCGAACUGGUUGGUUCAUGGGAAAUAUACUUAUUACCAACGGAUUCAAGCAGUCGGUGUGUGACCGAGCUUUUUACAGUGGGCCGGUUAGCAAAUUUUGGGCUUAUGCCUUUGUACUAAGUAAAGUUCCAGAACUCGGUGACACCUUGUUUAUUGUCCUGCGGAAGCAAAAGCUCAUCUUCCUCCAUUGGUACCACCACAUCACAGUGCUGCUUUAUACCUGGUAUACCUACAAGGACACAGUUGCCGGAGGUGGAUGGUUCAUGACAAUGAAUUACACAGUGCAUGCCUUCAUGUACUCUUACUACACUUUGCGUGCAGCUGGGAUUCGUGUUCCACGACCCUGUGCCAUGUUCAUCACAUUUACCCAGAUCUUACAGAUGGUAAUGGGAAUCGUGGUAAAUGCUCUCGUAUAUAGCUGGAGGCAGGAUGGAAGCUGUUUGAGUACCACAGAGAAUAUAUUCUGGUCCUGUCUGAUGUACUUCAGUUACUUCAUACUUUUCUGCAGUUUCUUCUAUAAAGCAUACCUGAAAUACCCCAUAAAAAACAAAAAUGAUUAAUUUGGUGAGAUCCAUGGCCUGUUCUUUGGAGCAGUAUUGCCAAUAAUAGUACAUUUCCAACUACAAUGUGACCAAGGACUGUAUCUACAUACGCAUAUUGCAUAUUAGUUUAGAAAGCAAAGAAAACACCUAGGGGCUGAUUUACUAACCCACGAAUCCCAAUGGGAAACAUUCCGAUUGGAAAACGAACAUUUUGCAACU
Molecule: messenger RNA, 1112 nt
Organism: Xenopus tropicalis (tropical clawed frog)
Lineage: Eukaryota; Metazoa; Chordata; Amphibia; Anura; Pipidae
Gene: elovl3
Product: ELOVL fatty acid elongase 3
Exons: 4
Coding region: 99-911 (270 amino acids)
Biological process (GO): fatty acid biosynthetic process; unsaturated fatty acid biosynthetic process; long-chain fatty-acyl-CoA biosynthetic process
Cellular component (GO): endoplasmic reticulum; endoplasmic reticulum membrane; membrane
Molecular function (GO): fatty acid elongase activity
Source: RefSeq, a predicted model, not a curated record